This is a messenger RNA of Mercenaria mercenaria, 1176 nucleotides long. RefSeq lists its product as uncharacterized. The transcript has 6 exons. Bases 72 to 1160 code for a protein of 362 amino acids. Lineage: Eukaryota; Metazoa; Mollusca; Bivalvia; Venerida; Veneridae. The record is from RefSeq and is a predicted model, not a curated record.
CUUUGGUUGUUGCCAACGUUAUUUGCCGCCAAGUCCUCGAAAGCAGAACUGCAUGCAAUGUUAUCUUUUUAAUGCAACGUAUAGCUAGGGUAGGGAAAUACAUGAUGUCUUCAGUGACUUCUGUCGGCACGCAGGCGGGCAUUUUUGACACCCGUGUUGUUGCCAGCUAUAUUUUAGAUUUGCUGAAGAAAUGUCACGAAAUUCACGAGCUUUUCAAGAAGAGUACAGAAGAAUUGCAAGAAGGGCGUGAAAAUAUAGUUCAACGUGAGCAGAUGGUAGUUAAAAUGCAGACGACAGUAAAUGCAUUUAGUGAAACGAUGGAUAAUCUUGGUGUACGUUUGCUGCAAGGAAACAUCGCUGCGCAUCAGAGGAACGCUCACAUUGAUAAGUUGAGAAAGGAUAUAGCUGAAAUGACUGAAUGCAUGGAGAAUGCUGAAAGACCAGACCAGAGGAACAAACAGCAAAAGGAGGAACGUCUGCAGGAAAUCAAAAUGAAUCGAGUAAAGCUAGAGCAGCAGUUGCGUAAAGUUAACGCUGACAUCGACAGCGCGUAUGAAGAAAUGUUUGAGACACAGGAAAAACUUACCUCCUUGAAGGAUGCGCGUGAGUUGAGGCGGGAGGCGGAGAACGAGCAUAUUGCUACGAUAAAGAACAAGGCCACAAAUACUAAGGACAGGAAGCGUGAUAUUCUCACAGUAGUUGAUGGAAACGCAUUUGACAUGUCUGAAAUGUACGUCAGUCCCACGGCGUUCGCAGUGCUAGAAGCUGACAUAGAAACGUUGAAACACCAGCAGAAACAGGUUGACAGACAUAUACAGAUGCAGAUGGAAGAACGUGCAUAUUUGCGCGAUGUUGCUAACUCCAUUAUUCAGAGGGUUUUUGAACUUGAGAAAAAGGUCAGAAAAGAAACCGGUGAUCAUGGCUGGGAGUCGGCACUUACUUCAGAGCCUAAUUGGCAGCAGGAUAUGUCAGCACCAAGUAUUUGGCAUACUUCGCCGCCCCUGUCCGUAGAACAGUUGAAACGAUUGCAAGAAAGCCAUUACCAGCAUUACACGCAUGCGCAUGCAAUCUGCGACCGAGAAGAAACCGAAGCUACAACCGGUGAAACAUCAGAUGAUAUUGUUGUGAUAGACAUUAAAAACGAAGAGGGGUCAGAAUAAAUAAAAUUUCUUUUUA